This is a messenger RNA of Pseudogymnoascus verrucosus, 1823 nucleotides long. RefSeq names its product nuclease (gene NUC1). Gene Ontology annotation, biological process: apoptotic DNA fragmentation. The record is from RefSeq and is a predicted model, not a curated record. The transcript has a single exon. Gene Ontology annotation, molecular function: nucleic acid binding; RNA endonuclease activity; single-stranded DNA endonuclease activity. Gene Ontology annotation, cellular component: nucleus; mitochondrial inner membrane. NCBI's taxonomy places the organism in Eukaryota, Fungi, Ascomycota, Leotiomycetes, Thelebolales, Thelebolaceae. Bases 525 to 1556 code for a protein of 343 amino acids.
CCCCGGUCUACCCCGACCGACUAGCCGACACCUGGAUGGGUUGGGGAUCACGUGAGUUAGAGACCUACUCGACCACGCGGGAUCGCCCGACCGUCUCCUUACCAUUUCCCUAACCGUACGGUCACCAGCACGGCCUUUCCCCCUCUAGCCUCACCAUAACACGCCUACAACACGUUCCACCCCACGCUACACGCUACCCGGUUCCUCCCCUCGCGCUCUCCACCAAAAAAAAAAGUUCACGCGCGUCUACCUCCCCUGCACUAAACCCCUAAGCCUGACCCUGCAUUUGAUCACCCGCGACACCAGCCUGCUCCUCAACGACCAACACAUAAGAGUAGCCAGCCAGAAGAUCAGCGCGUGCCUGUGUGCGCCAACAACCCUCGAACGGCACCAACACGAUACGACGACAAAUCUGUCUACCUGACUGACUAUCCGGGGCUCCGUGACUGCCUCUGCCUCUUCACUCUUGACUCCCAUAUAUAUAUCCAGCACCUCCCAGACCCGGCGCCUCGCCCUCUUUCAAGAUGUCAAAAACUACAUUCGCAAUCAUAGCUGCCGUCAGCGCUGCCACCGGAGCCGCCGUCACAGCAGCGAGCAUGUCCCUCGCAAGCCCCACCACCAAGAAAACCAAACCAACCCCACCAACACUCUCAACACCUCCCUCUCCCACCGCAUCCGCGACCCUCCCAGCACCCGUCCCCUUCCCCGGCGCCCUCGCCAUCACCGCCCCAGUCGACCCAGCCGGGCUCUUCCAAUACGGUUUCCCCGGCCCCGUCGCCGACCUCGCAACCCGCAACUCCCUGAUCUCCUCCUUCGACCGCCGCACCAAGAAUCCAUUCUGGGUAGCUGAGCACAUCACCCCCGCCUCGCUCGCGAGCCGCGAAGGCGACCGCAAAGGCUCCGUCUUCCUGGAGGAUCCCGACGUGCCCGAGAAGUUCCGCGGGAAGCUGAAGGAUUACUUCCGCUCCGGCUAUGAUCGGGGUCACCAGGUGCCGGCAGCGGAUGCGAAGUGGUCGCAGGAGGCGAUGAAUGAUACUUUCUACCUGACGAACAUGUGUCCGCAGGUCGGCGAGGGAUUUAAUAGAGAUUACUGGGCGCAUUUUGAGGAUUUCUGCCGCCGUCUGACUACCCGCUACCCGUCUGUCCGUGUCGUUACGGGGCCGCUUUACCUCCCGAAACGCGAUGCGGAUGGGAAAUGGCGCGUCUCGUAUGAGGUCAUCGGGAAUCCACCUAACAUCGCUGUUCCCACGCAUUUCUACAAAGUCAUCUUCGCUGAAGACGGAAAAGUCGGCGGACAAGUAGCCGUGGGUGCCUUCGUUCUCCCGAACGCGAGGAUCCCUAACGAUAAGCCCCUAUCUGAAUUCGAAGUCCCCGUGGAAGCGGUGGAGAGAGCGAGUGGACUGGAAUUUGCGACCAAGUUGCCGGUGCAGAGGAGGAAGAGACUUUGUGUUGAUACGGCGUGCUCGUUGGUUAUUAAGGAGUAUGCGCAGAGGCAGCAGGCGUUUGUGAAGGAGGAGAGGAAACAGGUUUCUGCGCCUGGGUCGCCGAGGAUUUAAUUGGAUGAUAUUAUGGAUACAAGAGCCGUCGAGAGGAUGGUUUGCAUGGCGCGGCGUUGUUCAGACAGGAAGACAGACAGCUGGGUGAUUUCCCAGUUUGUUGGUGGGGAGGUCUUUUGCGCAUAGUACACAGGGAAGGGCGUCGUUUGCAUUAUACACACUUGCUAGAACCUACGCUUUCAGAAGCAUAUUUUCUUAGUCUCUUAUUAUCAUGUACACUCUAGAUUAGAAAUAACCCUUAUAUACCAAUACAGCGCUUUCAAAGUU